Molecule: messenger RNA, 1863 nt
Organism: Bipolaris maydis ATCC 48331
Lineage: Eukaryota; Fungi; Ascomycota; Dothideomycetes; Pleosporales; Pleosporaceae
Product: polysaccharide lyase
Biological process (GO): pectin catabolic process
Molecular function (GO): carbon-oxygen lyase activity, acting on polysaccharides; carbohydrate binding
Source: RefSeq, a predicted model, not a curated record
UACUCAAACAUUCUUGUCUAUAUUCGAUUCUACACUUUUUCUCUUCUCCUCUUCUUCUUCUUCUUUCCCACCCUCCUCAUUCCUGCCUGCAUUCUUCUUUUUCCCCCUUCUCCCUGGGCGUCACUAGAAACUCCCCAGGCCACUUUACCAACAAUGUACCUCCGCACCUCCUCCUCCUCCUCCCUCCUCGCCCUCUUCACUGCGGCCAUAACCCUCCCUUCCACCACCCUCGCCUCCUUCGGCGUCACAAAAGCCAAAGACAGCAUCACCGUCGACACGGGCUCCACCACCGACCCUUUUCUCUUCACCGUCAACACGCUAAACUGCGACAUCACAUCCCUCAAGUACGCCGGCGAAGAAUUCCAAUGGCCCGUCAAAGGCUCCCAAAUUGAAAUGGGCCUCGGCUCCGCCACCGUCACAUACGAUACCAUUGGCACCCAGUACAUCAAAGUCACGUGCACCACGCCCACGCUGACGCAGUACAUGGUGAUCAAGGCCGGCGACACCACCAUCUACAUGGCGACGGAUAUUACGGCCGAGCCCGAUGUUGGCGAGUUGCGGUUUAUAGCGAGGUUGGAUAGUAUCAAGUUGCCGCUGAGCUAUCCGUUUGGGAUUGUGUCGACGACGGCGAAUUCGACGGCGACGGUUGAGGGGUCUGAUGUUUUUGUCGUGGAUGGCCAGACGAGGAGUAAGUUUUACUCGAGUGAUCGGUUUAUUGAUGAUGCUGUGCACUGUGUAUAUCGGGAUACAAAUGCGAUUCACGCUUGUUUGUUGAUGGAUUCGUAUUCGUACGAAACGUCUGCGGGUGGACCGUUCCAUCGCGAUAUCAACACGAACAACGGCGGGCCUUCGAAUUCGCUUACUUUUUACAUGAAUAGCAAUCAUGUUCAGUUGGAAAAGUAUCGUAUGGGUAUGAAGGGUCCGUAUGCCCUUUCCUUCAGCCGGUCCAGCAUCCCCAAAGGUGGGUCAAGCAUGGACACGACAUUCUUCAAGGACCUCUCGAUUCCAAACUACGUGGCGCCCUCAGGCCGCGGCACAGUAACAGGCAAAGCAACAGGUGUGGCUUCAACCUCGCAAGCAGUCGUCCACUGGUACAACGAUGCAGCACAAUACUGGGCCUACGCUUCCUCGUCGUCGGGAACUUUUACUUCGCCCGCCAUGAAACCCGGAAACUACACCCAAGUGCUGUACCAAGGCGAAUUCAAAGUAAAAGCCACGAGCGUAACCGUAGCAGCAGGGCGCACGACAACGGCAAACAUAGCCGCAGACACGGAGCCCAAGACGUCGCUGUGGCGCAUCGGCGAGUGGGACGGCCAGCCCAAAGGCUUCCGCAACGCAGACAAGCAGCUCCGCAUGCACCCGUCUGAUUCGCGCAUGGCGUCCUGGGGACCCCUCACCUAUACCGUGGGCUCCAGCACGCUCGACAGCGUGCCCAUGGCCCUGGUCAAGGACCUCAACCCUUUGACCAUCAACUUCACCGCAACGCAAAAGAACACUGCAGCACUCACGCUGCGCGUCGGCACUACGCUCGCGUUUGCGGGCUGCCGUCCCGCCGUGACGGUGAAUACUAGUUUCAGUGCCCCGUUGCCUGCUGCGCCGACCAAGAUUGCCUCGCGGGGCUUCACCCGAGGGGCGUACCGUGGGUUUGGCGAGGUCUACAAUUACGCUAUCCCUGCGGGCACGCUCGUCGAGGGCGCCAAUACGAUUCGCAUCAGCUGUAUGAGCGGUGAGUCUGGAACGGGCUUCUUGGCUCCCAAUGUCAUUCUCGAUGCGAUAGAGUUGCUGGAGUGAAAAGAAGAAAAAAAAAACAGGGCAAGCGGAGUGUUUUGGUAGUAGUAUGUGUAAUAAACAUGGUUUGAGGAA